GGGGGUCCGGUGCGGGGCCUGCCGGGCGGGGGGAUGGACGGCCACCACGACGACGAGCUGGCCGAGCGCGGGGACCCCCGGGAGGACCCCCAGGACGAGGAGGAGGAGGAGGAGGACCACCAGGAGGAGGAGGACGAGGAGGAGGACACAGCGGCCGAAACCGAGGACGAGUCGGACGGGAGGUUGACAGACCAUCUCCAAGAUGAAGAGGCAAAAUCCAGAGAGCAGUGUAUUAUAUCUGAUCCAUCCUUUUCCAUGGUAACCAUUCAACGUGAAGAUAGCGGAAUAACCUGGGAGACCAACUCAAGUAGAUGUUCCACUCCUUGGGCUUCGGAAGGUAGCUCAACUCCUGAUAUAUACAGUCCAGAAAGUUCAACUGUAAGUUCUCCACCUGGGAACGUUUCAUUCAUCAUGGAUGAAGGGAAGAAGAUGCGGAAGAGAUCGCGAAAAUCAUCCAAACGCAGUUCACCAUCUCUGCGUCGGAAACGGAAUAGAAAAAGCCCUUCUCCUGAGGCUCAGUUAAAAGGACUGGAAGAGUCCAAAGACCAUUCUUCCAUUUCCAAUGGAGAAAAGCCACCCAUCGGCCCCUACGAUAAAACGAGGAAAAAGAAAACAACUUCCAACACUCCCCCGAUCACCGGCGCGAUAUACAAAGAGUAUAAGCCAUUAGAUUUAAAGCCAGUAUAUAUAGGAACCGUACAGUAUAAAAUUAAGAUGUUCAAUUCGGUUAAGGAAGAAAUAAUCCCGCUACAAUUUUAUGGAACUUUACCAAAGGGUUAUGUAAUUAAAGAAAUCAGUUAUAGAAAGGGAAAAGAUGCAUCCGUUACUCUAGAACCAGCUUCUGACUCUACUCUACCAUUAAAGACAGAUAGGUCAUUCACACAUAAUAUUGAAAAGAAUAAAGAAACAUGGAAUUCUGCACCAUGGAGAGAAACGCUCUCCAAGGAGUCACGAUCAGGGUCAUCGAUGCUUAAUGGGGACAUAAAGCAGAGAGAAACUCUGUCUCCUAGUCCUGCUUAUUCCACAAACAAAGGAGCAGCAGAUAAAAGACAGCCCCGUACUCUGGGAACUCCAGAAUUUAUCCCGCCACAUUCAGGGGAUGAGGUAGAGAAGAAAGAGAGGGAACCAGAUGCUCCAGUUGCUGCACCAUCGCCACAAAAAUAUUCAGCAUCAGCAGAAGCAGCGGGAGAAGAAUCUGAGCGAGAUUCACAGCUAACCGCCACAGCAGCACCUGGCCGUUCCAUUUCACCACCUGUAGCUCCUGGUGAAGGGAAGGAAGGUAUUGAAUCAGAUUCACCCCCUGAUUCUGAACCUUCUGUCUCACUUGAGGCAGAGAAGGACGGCACUGAGUCAGAACCACCAGCAGUUACAUCAGAAGUCUCUGCCGAGAAGGAAGACAAACCGGAGAUAUAUUCUCUAGAAAAGGCCGAAACCGAGGCCCAACUGGGGAUUCCACCGUAUCCCAUUCAGAAAGAAGAGGAAGAAAGGAUCGAUCUAGAUUUUCCAGGAGUGCCGACUGAGCAUUCAGGGAUAGGAGAAGAAACGAAGGAAGACGUUGAACCUUUUUCACCGCUAACAGCAACAUCUGGGCUCGAUCAGUCGUAUUUGUCAGAGGAGGAGGUAAUAGAAAUCGAGGCUCCAGAAAGUCUGUCUGGGACUGAAAAUUCAGUUCCUCCGUAUGAAGUUCAUGAAAUGGAGAAGAAAGAAAUUGAGUCUGGUGACCUAUUAACAACAACAUCUCCAUCCAAACAUGCAGUUGUAUCAGAAGGGUCAGAAGGAGAGAAAGCAUAUUCACCAGAUUCAGCUUUUGCAUCAGAAAAUGAACUAGAUAAGAAAGCUGUUGAGCCUGGCUGCUCACCGAAUACAUCAUCUGCAACUGAACAUGUCAUUCUAUCAGAGGAAGAUGACGAGAAAAGGGAAGCUUUUUCACCAGUCUCAGUUUCUGUAUCGGAAGAUUCGAUCCCACCCUACGCAACCGAAAAAGACGAUAUUGCACCCGAUUCUUCACACGGUACCAUAACCACAUCUGGACAGGUCGUUCGAUCAGAACAAGAGGAUGAGGAGAUGGAAGCUUUUUCACCAGACUCAGCUUCUGUAACGGAAUAUUCACUUCCACCACAUGCAACAGGAAAGAAAGGUAUUCUGUCGGAUUCUUCACUCGGCACAAUAACUACGACGGAACAAGUCGUCCUGACAGAAGAAGAUGAUGAGAAGAUGGAAACUCUAUCACCAGACCCAGUUUCAGGAUCGGGAUAUUCAAUUCCGUCGAAUGCACCCGAAAAGAAAGAUGUCACACCUGAUUCUUCACGUAGUACAAUAACCACAUCUGAACAUGUUGUCCUGCCAGGAGAUGCUGAUGUAGAGCCUCUUUCUCAAGACUCAGCUUCUGUAUCAGAAUAUUCAAUUCCACCCUGUACAACAGAAAAGAAAGAUAACGUGCCCGAUUCUUCGCUCAGCACAAUGACUACAACAGAGCAUAUUGUCCUUUCCGAAGAAGAUGACGCGGAGGAGAUGGAACCUUUUUCACCAGACUCAGCUUUUGUGUCAGAAUAUUCAGUUCCACCCUAUGCAGCAGAAAAGAAAGAUGUUAUGCCCGAUUCUUCACUCAGAACAAUAACUACAACAGAGCACAUCGUCCUUUCGGAAGAAGAUGAUGAGGAGGAGAUGGAACCUUUUUCACCAGACUCAGCUUCUGUAUCAGAAUAUUCAGUUCCUCCCUAUGCAACAGAAAAGAAAGAUAUUGAGCCCGAUUCUUCUCUCCGCACAAUAACUACAGCAGAGCACAUCGUCCUAUCAGAAGAAGAUGAUGAAGAGAAGAUGGAACCUUUUUCACCAGACUCAGCUUCUGUAUCAGAAUUUUCAGUUCCACCCUAUGCAACAGAAAAGAAAGAUAUAGAGCCCGAUUCUUCCCUCCGCACGAUAACUACAGCGGAGCACAUCGUCCUAUCAGAAGAAGAUAAUGAAGAGGAGGUGGAACCCUUUUCACCAGACUCAGCUUUUAUGUCAGAAUAUUCAGUUCCACCCUAUGCAGCAGAACAGAAAGAUGCUAUGCCCGAUUCUUCACUCAGCACAAUAACUACAACUGAGCACAUUGUCCUAUCAGAAGAAGAUGAUGAGGAGGAGGAGAUGGAAACUUUUUCUCCAGACUCAGCUUCGGUAUCAGAAUAUUCAAUUCCACUCUAUGCAUCAGAAAGGAAAGAUGCUAUGCCCGAUUCUUCUGUCAGCACAGUAACUACAAUGGAGCAGAUCUUCCUAUCAGAAGAAGAUGAGGAGGAGGAGAGGGGACCUUUUUCUCCAGACUCAGCUUCUGUUUCAGAAUAUUCAAUCCCACCAUAUGCAACUCAUGAAGAACUCAUGCAACUCUUCCCAUCGAAGAAAGAAAUUGAUUUCGAUUCCUCUUUAAAUGCAGCAUCUGCAUCUGAACGUGUAGUUUUUUCAGAGGAAGAAAAAGAAAAUCGGGGCCCUUUUUCACCUGAUUCCGCAUUUAUGUCAGAAUAUUCCAUCUCACCAUUUGCCACCAAAGAACCAGAGAAGAAAGAAUUUGAGUAUGAUUCCUCUCUGCGGUCGACCCCAGCUUCUGACCGCACAAUUAUAUCCGAAGAAGAGAAUGAGGAGAUGGCAAUUUCUUCUCCAGACUCAGCAUUAGUCGCUGAAUAUUCAGCCCCACCAUUCCAGGCCCACGAACCGGACAGGAACUACCUCGAGCCUGGCUCGCUGCUCACGGCAAUGUCUGUGUCUGAGUGUUCCCUGUUUUCAGAAGCAGAGAAGGAAGAGACGGAGUCAGACACCCAACCUCCAUCAAAAACCGUGUCUGAACAUCUCAUUUUGUCCCAGAGGCGAAAAACUAAGCCUCCCUCUCCGAUGCUUGAGACUAAACAUUUGGCAUCACAGGAGUUGAUGGAUGGAGCGGAGAAAGAAAUUAACCUAGGUUCAUUAGAGAGGGCCGCGUCCGCUUCUGAGAGUGUGGUUUCUCCUAAAGGGCAGGGAGAGGGCCACCCAGGUUUCCCAACCCCUACGGUCUCUGUGUCAGUAUUUGAAAAAGGACUGGAGCCAGGUCCAUCUGGAGAUUUUCUUUCUUCACAAGUAGGAAAGGAUGAAAUUGGACCGGCUCCCCAAGAAAUUUCACUAUCUUUCCCAGUGCCUUCACCUUCAUCCCAGAAGCAAAAUGUGGAACGAGGUUCUCCAAAAGCUCCCGUGUCUGUGACUGAGCCCUCAAUUACCCCAUUUCCAGCUGAUGAGCCAAAGGAGGCCAUGAAGCCCAAGUCAUCACCAGGUGUGGCGUCUGUGUCGGAAUGUAAGGUUUUACCAGAUGCUGAGGACCAAAAGGAGGAGGAGGAGGAUCACCAUACCCAACUAAAGACCACUUCCAGGUCUGGAGUUUUACCGGAAGUAGAAAACAAAGAAAAGCCCGUUGCAAAACCGAGGAGCUCCCGGCAAGCUCAGGAUUUAGCAUCUUCAAAAGCAGAGAAGGAAGUUCCAGGCCUGUCAAAAGAAAGAAAGGAAGAACUCCAGGGGAGUUCAUCACCUGAGUCGACGGCAUCUGGAUCUGAACCAUCAGCCGUGCCCCCACAAAGAAAGAAAACCACUGAACCUCUGAUCGGAACAUCUGGAUCUGAACCCUCAGUCCCGCCGGGAGAAAGAGAGGAAAACAUCAAACUCUGUUCUCCUGGAGAUUCAAUAUCUGGAUCUGGACACUCAGUCCUGCCAGAAGAAAGAAAGGAAGAUAUUAAACUUGGUUCCCCCAGGGAAUCAGCACCCACACUUGAACAUUCAGCUGAACCCCCACAUAGAGAGAAAGAUAUUGAACUUGGCUCUCAAGAGGCUACGACAUCUAAGUCCGAAAACUCAUUCUUGCCUGAAGAUAAGAAGAAAAGCAUUGAGACUUCUCCAACCCUAACGACGUGGGAAGCUGAACAUACCGUUUUAAACAAAGAAGGGAAGAAAGAUAUCUCAUCAGGUUUGCAAUUCUCCACAGCAGCUGCGUAUGAAUCCUCUAUUCUAUCUAAAGUAGAAAAGAAAGAAACUGAACCUCGCUCACAACCACCCAAAGCAGCUUUACCCGACUCUUCUGUUUUAGAAGUUGGAAGGGUAGAAAAUGAGACUGUGAUCCCACCAACUAAAACCCCUUCAUCUGACCCUUCUGUUGAACCUCCCAAGACAAUACCUGAACAUCUUUCUCCCCCAUUUAUGCCCCAAACCUGGAUUCCACUAUCAUCCGCUGAUGAAACAGAGGAAGGAAAAAUUGAGUCUCAUUUAUCAGAAGAAAAGAGAAAAAUGGAAGCUAUUCCCCAUGAAUCAGAAAAAUUGAUGUCAGAAGAGUUAAUCGCCACUUCACCAAUUGAUACCGGUGACAGGAAUAGACACGAAUUGAUAUCUCAUUCCCCAGACAAAGAAUUUUUGCCAGAGUAUCUGUCAGAAAAGUCAGGUGGUCUUUUGUUGAGUUUUGCUCUGGAAACUGGGACAAAAGCUCUGCAGCAUCACACACCAGAAUCACCACACCUUGUGUCAGAGGAAUCAAGUGCCUUAAUUAAUGAAAACGUGCCUGGAGAUUUAAAACAAGCAAAAUUUCCUUUGCCCGGGACAGGGAGCUUGAUGCCGGAAACUCAGACGAUGGAGUUUGUUUCCACAAGUGAAGAGGGAACACCGAUGGCUGAGAAUCUUAGUGCCAAAAAAUUGCUCCAAGAAACCCCAUCUCACAUACCUGAGGUGGUGCAUUCAGAGCCUGGUAAAUUAGUAACCUCUUCAGACAAGGAAGACAAUCUAAGACCUCAGUCAUAUCUGUUUUCCUUAAAAUCAUUAGUGGAAGAGCCCAAUAUUAGGAUUUCAAAAGAUUUGGCAGGCAGUGAAGAAGCAGUGGAAGAAACUCAUAUUUUGCCUCAGGUGGAAAAUCUGGCAGCCCAAGGGACGAAGUUUGUUUUAACCAAACACCGUGAAGAGCUUGAUGUAUCUGUCACCACACAAAGCCUGACAGAGAAAUUAGAAACAGUUGCUUCUGGCCUCCAGGAGGAGCAUAAGGAACAAGAGACAUUUUCCUCAGACAAAGUCCAUUUGCUGUCUGAUGUAUUAAUAACCAGUCCACCUGAGGUACAAAUUCUAGGAAUUCUACCUGAAACAUCUGCAGGAACGAGCUCCCCUGGAGAAGAGACCCAGUCUGCUGUGCCAACUGAAUUUGCAGGCAUUAACGGAGCCCAGAGACAGGAAUCCCCUCCUCCCCAGGGGUCCCAAAGUUUCAUCAAAGGAACUUCAAAAGGAGACUUCCCCAGACCUUUUGAAGAAAGAGAACAGCUGGAUUCUUCAGACACCAAGCAGACAAUAUUAGAGGAAGUGAAACCUGCUUCCCCAGGUGAUGGUCAGACAUACGGAGAUGGGAGGCGGGACACUCUAGUCCCCUUGGCCGGAGACGUGGAAGUAUCAUCACCCGAGGCAACACCGGAUAUAGGUAGAUCGGCUGACAAUAGAGAGGAAAUGGGAAAGGCGGCCUAUCCUUUGGAAGGAUUCCAGGUAUCAGGGGAGUCCAAAAUUGCUGUUCCAGUGGAAAACACAGCACUGGAUAAACAGAUCCAUUCUUUGGUAGAGUCUGACAGCUUGAUAUUGGAAAAGCCCAACACUGAAUUUUCCAGGCUUAGUAAAGGCAAUAACCAGAAAGAAUUAUUUUCUGAAGGAAUCAGUGGGGUCUUAGAGCCUGCCUGGUUGAAACAUGAAACUCCGAGACCAGAAAGUAUCGCUUCUUCAUUUAAAGAACCUAACUUGCUGGAAGAAGAAGCAAAAACCACCGUAGGUAGCUCUGUGGAUGAUGAAGAUCUGGGAAGUCUACCAUUUUCUACGGUUCUGGAAGAGCCCAAAAUGGUCAUUUCAAAAACUGUGAAAGAUACUCUUGAAGCGCAAGAGCCUGAAACAAGUCCUGUUCCUAAGGCAAAGAUGCCAGAAGAAUCCACGUGGGCCUUAAUUCAGAUUGAUGAAGGAGCUCAGAAAGCAGUGCCACCUGACUCCUCCGAAGGAGGAAGCAGAGUCACUGAACAACAGAAACCAGCCACGCCAGACAGCAAAGUGAAUAAAGGGGCAUCAUCAUUUACUUCAUGGAUGACCAGUUUGUUUUUUGGAGGGAGAAGUCCCAAAAGCAACCGUGAUGAAACUGAAGGCUUAGAAACUCCCCCUGGCCCUUCUGUGGAAACAGAUUCUUUGGUGGAAGAGUCGAAAGCUUCCGCUCCCAUCGGACCCGCCGAUUUUAAUGAAGCACAGAAGCCUGCGUUACCCUCCGAGUCAGAGCUCAGAGUGUCACCCGAAGAGGAGCCGAAGACCAGUUGGUUUAAACCCAGGGAAGAGAAAAGACAGGAAAGGACACCACCUGAAAGAGCAAGUGGGGACUUAGAGCAGCCCAAGUCAGCAGCUCCAGACCUCACUGAUGAAGCUAGGACGAAGGAAUCAGAGAAGCCAAAAGCACACUCUGUUCCAGAAUUUAAGAUUCUGACGGUGGAAGAAUUCCAAAAGGCUGUAAUUAAAGAUGGUGGGGAAAGAGCCCAGGGAGAAACACCAGGGCACCCGGCCAAGAAAGGAGAAAGACUGUCAGAACAACCAAAGCCUGAUUCUGAGGGGUUCAUCGAGGUUUCCUGGGGGCAGGAUCCUCAACUUUAUGUGGAUGAGAGAGCUGAUCGGUGGCCAGAAGAACCAGCAAAUGCAAAUAUAGACUCCACUCAGGAUCGAGUAAAGGCCGCAGCUCAGCUGAACACCUUUCCCAAAGAGGUUGAGAAGGCUGUCCCAGUUGCUGAGGAUGCUGAAGAAGAACAAAAGCCAGAAAUUCAUCGUCCCUUUGAGGCAAAGGUUCCGGUCGGAGAGACUAAGAGUGCCCCAGCUAAUCGAGCUGAAGAACGUGACCAAGGAGAAAUAUGUGAUAAAGGAGUUGAGGACCAGGCACCACCAAUGCCUGCUUCCUCAGACUUCACAGGUGAUAGUGUGACCUGGGAAUCACAGACCCCAGCAGUACAUCCCUUAGCCGAGACUAGGAUUUUAGCAGUAGGAGAAGCCCAACCCGAUUUACUUAAACGUGACGUAGAAAGAAAGGAGGAAAAAUCACCAUUUUUGCCAUCUGCUGUGGUAGUAGGAGGGCUCUCAGAGCCACCAAAGGCUUAUGCUUCCUUUGACCUCUCUGAAGCAGAAUCAAAAUUAAGACCCGAAAGCCACCUUAAUGAUAAAGCUGAUUUGGGAAGUCGGCCUUAUUCUUUUGCAGAAAUAAAUAUUCUGGAAGAAAAAUCAGACAAAGUGGCUCCAUUUAUUCCAAGAGAUGUAAGCGAAAGGAACGUAGACUUCUCCAGUGAAUCGAGACCUUGGAAAUCUGUAGGAUCAAAGGAAUUAGAAAUAUUUUAUUGCAAUGAAAAAGGCCAGAAAGAAAGUCCACUGGACCUCCCUGGGAGAACAGGAAUGGUAACAGAGCCUUCAACAGCUCCUGCCCCAAGCCUCACUAAGGAAUCCAACAAGGAGCAAAUUCCACCCUUUUCCACCGGGACAUCUAGUUUAUUGGCAGAAAAGUCGGUGGUCUCUGAAGAGAAAAUUCUUAGUCAAAAAGAGAAUCUAGUGUCGCAGCGUAAGUCUUCCAGGGAAACUAAUCUGCUUUCAGAAACGGGGGUGUCAGGGGUUCCCAAGAAGGAGAAUGAGAGGCCAGAAAGUCACCUGCUGUCCAACUCAGGAGUUGAGAGGUUAGAGCUGGAAAAAGUCACGGCCCUUGUAGACAGGCCUGAAGAGGAAGAAAGAUUGUUUUAUUCUUCCAAGAGAGCACAUAUAGAGGUAGAGCUGCCAGAAACUGAUGCUUCACAAAAUCUGAGGCAGACCCCUCAGCCUGAUUUGGCUAUAGUGACCGGUCGGGUGUCAGAAGAAUCCGUAGUUACUCUAGACCGUCCCUCUGAACGAACGGAACACUUAGCAAAGCAGCAGUAUCCUUUAGCCAAAGCAACACUGUCAUUUGUAGAGUCCCAGACGGUGGUUUCGAAGGCAUCUCCGGAGACGCAAGCAGCAGAGAAGGAAGAAAUUUCUCCAUCCUCUCCCCCUCCGCCCCCGCCUCCUCCAAGGAGGACUGUUCAUACUACACAAAUGUCCAAAGACAUUCGAUCAAGUCCCCCCACACUCUCUCCUUUGGCUUCAAAGCAGAUUUCCAGUGCAGUGAUCAGGAGCGAUGCCGUCCCCCCAAAACCAUUCCCCCUAGCAACUGGACAACCUGAACAAAUGACUGAGGACAAACUAACCACCAACCUGAGUGAGGCUGGCCCCACUGAGGUAACGCCCAAGGAGCCUGAAAUUCUUUAUGCAAAGGAAGAAAAAUUUGCCGAUCCAUUGGUGUCUUCUAAGUCGGCUGGAUUUGCGUCGGGGUCCGAAGAUCAGAAAAAUCAGUUUAAUAUCAUUUCCGACAGUUGCGAGAUCCUGAGUAUUCACGCUCCCGCCUUUAUUUCUUCAGCUGACCAAGAGGAGAGUAAAAAAAUGCAGGAGGAAGUCGAGUACUUGGAAGAAAGCGCCUCUCUCAAAACCGGACUUCUUCAAGAUGACCGUGGGGAGACAGCCGGUCAGAAAGGUUUUCAGAGAGAAUCACCCGCAGGCCCCCCUGAUGAUGGUGCCAUUGAGGUGACCGAAAAGAGUCAAACAGAAUCGCCCAAAAGUGACAGGGACAUUUCUGCAAAUUCCCAAAAUGAUGAGUUGGGUUUUGGUCAUCCCGACACGACAAGUGACGUGGAUUAUUUUGAAAAAUACACCUUAAUUGAUUACAACAUCAACCCUGAGCCGGAAGAGCAGAAACCCAUUCAGACGUGGGCAGUCCAGGAGCAAACCCUACAGAAGGCUUCGAAAGGGACAGAUUUAUUCCCGGAAAGUCCAGAGGAAAGUGAAUUUUAUGUGGUGGAAUUGGAUUCAGCCUUUCAUGGAACUGAAAAGAAGCAUGACCGAUUAUUGCCGGCAGACUCUGCUCAGUUCUCGGUGACCCCAGAGUCGGCCGACCAGGAUAUCAGUAAGGAAGCAAACAGAGAAGAUGUGGACCUGAAGGUACUCGGAGCACCCUUAUCGGACACCAAAGAAGCAAUCUUGUCCCAAACCGUACUGUUCCCUCCGGCGGAUCCAGACCGUCGAGCGGAACGGCCUGCAUCCGAGUUCUUCGACAAGGUCGUCUCCCAAGAGGCGGCGGGAGGCAGAAGGAAAGAAGGCCAGGUGACUUCAGACGGAGAGAGUUUGAAUUCUGAGGCUCCAUCCCCAGGGAGGGACUCCGACGCAGACGAAGGAACCGGACUCUAUUUCGAGAAGUACACUCUCAAAGAUGACUUUCUACAUGGCGCUCCUGGGCCUCAGAAAGAUCAAAAUUGGGAAGAUAAACCAGGCAGUGGGGAGGACUCCUAUCUGCUGCUUCCUGAAGGAGAAGAAGUCUGGGGGAGGCUUGGCACUAUUUUGGAGGAGGAGAACAUGGGAAAGGAAGAGAAACCUAUUUGCAGAGAUAGAGGAGGAGUGGGCGGCGGGGUGGAGGAUAGCAAUGACCACGGGCUGCAGAAGGAAGCCCCCGUUAUGGAGGAAAUUAAAAUGGUGACUCAGAAAAUCACCUAUGCCAUCCCAUUCGAAGACACGCAUAACGUUUUGGAGAGAGUAGAUGAAUCCGCAAGCCAGACCGAUGAAGAAACUGCCUUGGCAGGGGCAGACCAACACUUCCCACUGCAGACGCCAUGUCAGGAAGAAGGAUUUGUUUCGGAAGAAGCUUCUUGGCAAGAUAACCAGCAAGAACAGGCUAAAAUAGCCUCAACUCAUAUAAUGCAGGAAUACCGAUCUGGCGAUAGAGCCCUUCCCCAGGAAGAUAGAGACUUCGCUGAAUCAAUCGAUUUUGAAUUGGUUAGCCAAGAGGACGUCUUAUCAGAAGAAUUGUUGUUCUCUGAGAGCGCGCCUGAGGACGUGUUAUCUGAGGAGAAGGAGUCUUUUGAGCACGUGAGCGAGAGCUAUGAAUUUGUGAGGGAGCCAGAACCAAGUACGUUUGCGGAGUGGCAAGAGUCGGGUUUGGAGAUCGGUCGAAGAAAGUCGCCAGUGGAGUUGUCGGAAACGGAGACUACGCAGAAAGAAUCAAAUAAGUCCCAAAUUGAUGCUUUCUGCUACACGUGCAAGUGUCCGAUUCCAGCCGCAGACAAAGUUGUCGGCAUCCACAAAGACCAUGAAGUUUCCGCCCUGGACACAGCUAUAAGUGUGGUAAAGGUUCAGUUAGGGGAAUUUCUUGAAAAUCUACAAGAAAAGUCAUUGAAGAUUGAAGCUUUUGUUACUGAGAUUGAAUCCUUUUUUAACACCAUUGAGGAAAACUGUAGUAAGAAUGAGAAACUUCUAGAAGAGCAGAAUGAAGAAAUGAUGAAGAAAGUGCUGGCCCAGUAUGACGAGAAGGCCCAAGGCUUUGAGGAGGUGAAGAGAAGGAAAAUGAGCUACCUCCAUGACCAGAUGGUGAGCUUCCUCCAGAGUAUGGAGUCGGCCAAGGAGACCCUGGAAACAAUUGUGAAGGAAGCAGAGGAGCUGGACGAAUCCGUUUUCCUCACAUCAUUUAAGGAAAUCAAUGAAAGGCUCCUUUCCGCAAUGGAGAACACCGCGUCUUUGGAAAAGAUGCCGACUGCGUUUUCACUCUUCGAGCAUUACUCGGACAGCUCGGCAAGAAGUAACCAGAUGUUAAAGCACAUGGCCGUUCCCCAGGCCCCGAGGUUGGAGCCCCAAGAGGCCAACUCAGCCACCGGCACGACGAUAGCAGUCUACUGGAGUGUGAGUAAAGGAGACAUCAUUGACUCUUUCCAAGUGUACUGCGUGGAGGAGCCUCAGGACGACCGAGAACCAAAUGCUUUGGUGGAGGAAUACAGGGUCACGGUGAAGGAAAGUUACUGCGUCUUCGAGGACCUGGAACCAGAUCGGUGCUACGAAGUGUGGGUCAUGGCUGUGAACUUCACUGGCUGCAGUUUACCUAGUGAGAGGGCCCUUUUCAAAACAGCUCCGUCCACCCCUGCGAUCAAGGCCGAGGACUGCACCGUGUGCUGGAACACCGCCACUAUAAGGUGGAGCAAAGCCAAUGCCGCGCCCACCGACACCUACACCGUCGAAUACUGCAGGCAGAACUCCCCCGAGGGGGAGGGACUCCGGUCCUUUUCCGGAAUUAAAGGAACACAGCUGAAAGUUAACCUCCAGCCCAAUGAUAAUUACUUCUUCUAUGCAAAAGCCGUAAACGCUUUCGGGACGAGCGAACAGAGCGAAGCUGCCCUCAUCUCCACACGAGGAACCCGCUUCCUCUUGCUGCGAGAGACCGCUCACCCCGCCCUUCAGAUCUCCGCGGACGGGAUGGUGAUUUGCUUCACGGAACGGAGACGCCUCACGGAAAUUCCAUCCGUCCUGGGGGAGCGGUUACCUGCCGGCGGCCAGCACUACUGGGAAACCACGGUGGCGGACUGCCCGGCUUACCGAAUCGGGAUUUGCUCCGCUUCCUCGGAGGCACCGGGCAGCGCCCUGGGCCGAGACAACGCUGCGUGGUACAUGCACUGCUCGGAGCCGCAGAGAUACCAAUUCUUCUCCAACGGGGUCGUAAGUAACGUGCACGUGUCGGAGAGACCGGCCCGUGUGGGGGUCCUGCUGGAUUACGGCGGCCAGCGGCUCUUGUUCCGAAACGCCCAGAGCGGCCAGCUGCUCUUCAUCAUCCGGCACAGAUUCGGCGAAGCCGCCCACCCGGCCUUCGCCCUGGAGAGGCCCGGAGUGCUCACCCUGCACACCGGCAUAGAACCACCGGACUUAGCCAAACACAAGUAACCGUGAGCUCGCGAAGCACAGAGAUCCGGGAAACAAACGGUUCAAAUGCGAGGGGGACUUGACUCUCCCUUCCUGGUACCGCGCACGUAUAAAUGGCUCUCCCCAACGGGCACGUCGGUGAUAACCGUCGGUAAAGACUUAACGGCACCUCAGAUUUGGAACGCGCCGCGGGACGGGAGAGCAUUAAGCAGCCUCCCACUCUCUGUACGGUGCUGUGCGUGCUUGAGCACUUUUUCGACUGUGGAUCGAGAGGGGGACGGCUGCGUCCUCCUUGAUUUUCUAUGAAAUAAUCAUGAAGUCGAAGAGAGGUCGGAGGGAAGGAAUCUUACCUAGGAGUUGGCCGAACAGCCGACGGAAGAAAACAGACUUUUUCCACGGGAAAAGACCCAGCACGGCCCCGAAAGAUGACAAACUGCCACCCUUGGAGACUACUUCUCACCGAAAAGAGUUCACCUGUGUAAAGGUCGUGCCUAGCCACUGUAAAAUAAUCGAUGCUGUUGCACACCGGUCCCUUUUCUCUAAAUCACAAUGUAGGAAGCCACGCUAAACCUUAGAAGAUCCAUUUUGACAAAUAAAUGGGUAGAAAAAGUAAAA
Molecule: messenger RNA, 13371 nt
Organism: Ornithorhynchus anatinus (platypus)
Lineage: Eukaryota; Metazoa; Chordata; Mammalia; Monotremata; Ornithorhynchidae
Gene: CMYA5
Product: cardiomyopathy associated 5
Exons: 13
Coding region: 34-12777 (4247 amino acids)
Molecular function (GO): protein binding
Source: RefSeq, a predicted model, not a curated record